CCUCCCCCUCCUCCUCCCCCUCCUCCUCCUCCUCCUCCCCCUCCUCCUCCCCCUCCUCCCCCUCCCCCUCCUCCUCCUCCCCCUCCUCCUCCCCCUCCUCCCCCUCCCUUUUUCUCCACCUCUUUUACCACUUCCUCCUCCCCCUCCUCCACCCCUCCUCCUCCACCCACCCCUCCUCCUCCCCCUCCUCCACCCCCCCCUCCUCCUCCCCCUCCUCCUCCCCCUCCUCCUCCCCUCCUCCUCCCCCAACUCCUUCCCCCCUCCACCCCUCCUCCCCCCCCUCCUCCUCCCCCUCCUCCCCCUCCCCCUCCUCCUCCUCCCCCUCCUCCUCCCCCUCCUCCCCCCCCUCCACCCCCUCCCCCCCCUCCUCCUCCCCAUCCUCCACCCCUCCUCCUCCCCAUCCUCCACCCCUCCUCCUCCCCUCCUCCUCCCCCUCCUCCUCCCCCUCCUCCUCCCCUCCUCCUCCCCCAACUCCUUCCCCCCUCCACCCCUCCUCCUCCCCCUCCUCCUCCCCCUCCUCCCCCUCCCCCUCCUCCUCCUCCCCCUCCUCCUCCCCCUCCUCCCCCCUCCCUUUUUCUCCACCUCUUUUACCACUUCCUCCUCCCCCUCCUCCACCCCUCCUCCUCCCCCCCCCCCCCCCCCCACCACCCCCCACCCCCCCCCCUCCCCACCCCCCCACCCCACACCACCCACCCCCCCCCCCCCCCCCCACCCCCCCCCCACCCCCCCCCCCCACCCCCCCCCACCCCCCCCCCACCCCCCCCCCCCCACCCCUCCCCCCCCCCCUCCUCCACCCCUCCUCCUCCCCCUCCUCCCCCCCCCCCCCUCCCCCCCACCCCUCCCCCCCCCCCCCCCCCCCCCCCCCCCCCCCCCCCCCCCCCCCCCCCUCCACCCCCCCCUCCCCCCUCCUCCCCCCCUCCCCCCCCCCCCCUCCCCCCUCCCCCCCCCCCUCCCCCCCUCCCCCCCCCCCUCCACCCCUCCCCCCCCCCCUCCACCCCUCCUCCUCCCCCCCCCCCCCCCCCCCUCCCCCCCCUCCCCCCGCCCCCCCUCCCCCCCCCUCCUCCCCCUCCUCCCCCCCUCCCCCCCCCCCCCCUCCACCCCCCCCCCCCUCCCCCCCCCCCCCCCCCCUCCCCCCCCCUUUCCCCCCCCCCCCCCCCCCCUCCCCCCCCCCCCUCCUCCCCCCCCCCCCCCCCCCUCCCUCCCCCCCCCCCCCCCACCCCCCCCUCCCCCCCCUCCCCCCCCCCCCCUCCCCCCCCUCCCCCUCCCCCACCCACCCCCCCCCCCCCCCCCCCCCCCCCCCCCCCCCCCCCCCCCCCCCCCCCCCCCCCCCCCCCCCCCCCCCCCCCCCCCCCCCCCCCCACCCCCCCCCCCCCCUCCUCCUCCCCCCCCCCCCCCCCCCCCCCCUCCCCCCCCCCCCCUCCCACCCCCCCCCCUCCCCCUCCCCCCCCCCCCCCCCCCCCUCCACCCCCCCCCCCUCCUCCUCCCCCUCCUCCACCCUCCCCCCCCCCUCCCCCCCCCCCUCCACCCCUCCCCCCCCCCCUCCCCCCUCCUCCUCCCCCCCCUCCCCCCCUCCCUCCUUCUCCCCCUCCUCCACCCACCCCUCCUCCUCCCCCUCCUCCUCCACCCCCCCCUCCUCCUCCCCCUCCUCCACCCACCCCUCCUCCUCCUCCCCCUCCUCCUCCUCCUCCUUCCACUCCUCCUCCAGAGAAAGGGCUCUGUGCCCCAGGAUCCCCAUCCACAAAUAAGUGGAUACCCUUGGCAGCCUCCGACCAUAAAGAAGAUGAAGAAGUGAAGGAUGAUGAUAGCUUCAAGCUCUAUCUAACCGGAUCAGUGCAGAUGCAGGACGGGCCUGUGAGUACCCUGGGGCUUGGGCUGUGGUGCAGGAGCCCUGAAGGUGGGUAA
Suncus etruscus (white-toothed pygmy shrew) is the source of this 1902-nucleotide messenger RNA. RefSeq names its product basic proline-rich protein-like. Lineage: Eukaryota; Metazoa; Chordata; Mammalia; Eulipotyphla; Soricidae. The record is from RefSeq and is a predicted model, not a curated record.